AUGCUCUUCUCCAACAAGCUCAUCGGUGUCUCCCUCCUGGCCGCUCUUGCUGCCUACGCCGCGCCCGCUGGUGUCGCCGCCGAGGGCUCGCUCGAUAUCCGCGCCGACAACGAGGGCUACGACCUUGUCCUGUCGCACGAGCGUUCCCUCGCCAAUGCCGAUCCCGCGUCUGCCAUCGCCCGCCGCGACGCCUGGGAUGACCAGAAGAAGGCCUUUGCGCAGGGCCAGUGCGACAGCCUCCAGGGCCAGUACCCCAACUCAAACAUUAUCGUCUACAACAAGAACGAGGCGUUCGCUUUCAAGGCCAACAACUUCAAGGACCAGGGCGACGUCGACACUACCUCGGACCCCACCGCGGAGGGACAGUACAACACUGCCUCCUUCCACUGGGUCGUGUUCUACGGCUCGGGCUCGUUCUCUCCUCGCGGCCAGCAGGACUAUGCCUACGCGGGCAUCACCUUCAGCUCGCAGGACUCCAUCAUCUUCCAGGACAGGGUCUAG
Messenger RNA from Apiotrichum porosum, 501 nucleotides. RefSeq lists its product as uncharacterized. The coding region runs from base 1 to 501 and encodes 166 amino acids. Lineage: Eukaryota; Fungi; Basidiomycota; Tremellomycetes; Trichosporonales; Trichosporonaceae. The record is from RefSeq and is a predicted model, not a curated record. The transcript has a single exon.